Dipodomys spectabilis (banner-tailed kangaroo rat) is the source of this 1650-nucleotide messenger RNA. It is a transcript of the gene Ttll1, whose product is annotated as tubulin tyrosine ligase like 1. Gene Ontology annotation, biological process: microtubule cytoskeleton organization; protein polyglutamylation. Lineage: Eukaryota; Metazoa; Chordata; Mammalia; Rodentia; Heteromyidae. Bases 196 to 1467 code for a protein of 423 amino acids. Gene Ontology annotation, cellular component: cilium. The record is from RefSeq and is a predicted model, not a curated record. The transcript has 11 exons. Gene Ontology annotation, molecular function: tubulin binding; tubulin-glutamic acid ligase activity.
GCUACCUUCCGCGAGCGCGACCCAGGGAGGGCCGGAGGCUGGGCCGGAGUCGUGUGGCUGGCGGGGCGGCCCGCAGGGAGAAGCCAGAGGUGAGCGUCGGUGGAACAGAAAGAGCCUGUGCUUUCCGGUGGCUCCAGAGGGACCUAUGGUCGCUGCAGCCUGGCGUGACAGGUGACAGGCCUCAGUGACAGGACCAUGGCAGGCCGAGUGAAGUGGGUCACUGACAUCGAGAAGUCCGUGCUGAUCAACAACUUUGAGAAGAGAGGAUGGAUCCAAGUGACCGAAAACGAGGACUGGAACUUCUACUGGAUGAGCGUGCAGACCAUCCGGAACGUGUUUAGCGUGGAAACGGGGUACCGGCUAUCGGACGAUCAGAUCGUCAACCACUUUCCCAACCACUAUGAGCUGACCCGCAAGGACCUGAUGGUGAAGAACAUCAAGAGAUACCGCAAGGAGCUGGAAAAGGAGGGCAGCCCCCUGGCCGAGAAGGAUGAGAAUGGCAAAUACCUCUACCUGGACUUUGUGCCCGUCACCUUUAUGCUGCCGGCCGACUACAACCUGUUUGUGGAGGAGUUCAGGAAGAGCCCAUCCAGCACCUGGAUCAUGAAACCUUGUGGCAAAGCCCAGGGCAAAGGCAUCUUUCUCAUUAACAAGCUGUCGCAGAUCAAGAAGUGGUCCCGGGACAGCAAGACAUCCUCGUUUGUGUCUCAGUCCACAAAGGAAGCCUAUGUGAUCUCACUCUACAUCAACAACCCGCUGCUCAUCGGUGGCCGGAAGUUUGACCUGCGCUUGUAUGUCCUGGUGUCCACGUACCGCCCACUGCGCUGCUACAUGUAUAAGCUUGGGUUCUGCCGGUUUUGCACAGUGAAGUACACCCCGAGCACCAGCGAGCUGGACAACAUGUUCGUCCACCUCACCAAUGUAGCCAUCCAGAAGCACGGGGAGGAUUACAACCACAUCCAUGGGGGCAAGUGGACAGUGAGCAACCUGCGCCUGUACCUGGAGAGCACGCGCGGCAGGGAGGUGACGAGCAAGCUGUUCGAUGAGAUCCACUGGAUCAUCGUGCAGUCCCUCAAGGCCGUGGCGCCGGUGAUGAACAACGACAAGCACUGCUUCGAAUGCUACGGCUACGACAUCAUCAUUGACGACAAGCUGAAGCCCUGGCUGAUCGAGGUUAAUGCAUCCCCGUCUCUCACCUCCAGCACCGCCAAUGAUCGAAUCCUCAAGUACAACCUGAUUAAUGACACUCUCAACAUCGCAGUCCCCAACGGUGAGAUCCCAGACUGCAAGUGGAACAAGUCCCCCCCGAAGGAGGUGCUUGGCAAUUAUGAGAUUCUGUACGACGAGGAGUUGGCCCAGGGUGAUGGGACCGCUGACCGAGAGCUCAGAAGCCGCCAGGGCCAGCCCCAGGGGCCCAAAGGGAGCCGUUUGAGAGACUCAAGGACCAUCCUCAACACGUGGAAGUGAUCACCAGCCCAGCCCUUCCAGAACUGCUCAUUCAGCCGGGCCGGCCCUGCUGGAGGCCUAUUUUGAAGCUUCCUUUUUCUAGAAUGCUUCUCCUUUCCUGAGCCCUGUAAAUAAUUAUUUAAUAAAGGCACUUCCGUGGAGGGCCAAGGAGUUCGCUCCUCUGGGAGGUGUGUGGCACCCUGA